UGUAGAGUUACGCACAGGGAGUUAACAAGUAAGCCAAUAGUUAAUCUUCUCUCACUGUGCUAAAAAAUAAUAAAGCAAAAGUGAUAAAGUUGGAGACCAACCGCCGGUCUUCAGAGCCGCAGCGGGCUACGGUGCAAAGACAAGGAAGCCACAAAGAAACGCGUUUUAUGCCGCUAUGGAUCCUGCAAAAUUUUCCAGGAAGCUCUGGUGCGUGCGCCAACAGCUCAUUCUGAUUCUCGCGCCGCUGCUGUUGCUCCCUGUGCUCUUCGUUGUGCCACCAAAGGAGGGAAAAUGUUUGUAUGUGGUGUUGCUGAUGGCAUUGUACUGGUGCACUGAAGCGCUCCCACUGGCAGUGACUGCCAUGCUCCCUGUGUGCCUCUUCCCCACUAUGGGAAUCCUGCCUUCUAAGAAGGUAUGUCCGCAGUACUUCCUCGAGACUAACUUCUUGUUCCUGAGUGGCUUAGUGAUGGCAUCUGCUAUAGAGGAGUGGGGUCUCCAUCGCCGCAUUGCCCUCAAGGUGCUGAAGAUUGUGGGAGUGAAACCGGCCUGGCUGAUUUUAGGGAUGAUGGUCACUUCCUCUUUCCUGUCAAUGUGGUUGAGUAAUACAGCCACAACAGCCAUGAUGCUUCCCAUUGCUAAUGCCAUACUGGAAAGUCUGUUUGGAAAUCUGGAGACUCUAAAAGAGAACUGCAAGGUCAAGAGUGACCCAGAGGGUGAUUCUCAGGUGAAGAUGCACGUACUGCCUUCUGAAAAACAGAUACUGACAACAGAUGACAAGGCUGACUGGACAAACAGAUCAGAGCCAAAGAAUAUGGAAGAGAUCAGAAGAGAGGCAGAAUACCAGAUUAAAGUGUGGAAAGGAUUUCUUAUCUGUAUACCUUACGCUGCAAGCAUCGGAGGAACAGCAACUCUCACUGGCACUGCCCCUAACCUGAUCCUGGUGGGUCAGCUGAAGAGCUACUUCCCUGAAUGUGACCUCAUAAAUUUCGGCUCAUGGUUUGUCUUUGCCUUCCCGCUCAUGCUCCUCUUCCUCAUCUUGGGCUGGAUUUGGAUUGCCUUCCUUUAUGGGGGGCUCAAUACACGACUGUGUAUUAGCAAACAUGAUGAACGUGCAGCUGCAGAAGCUAAAGCCAAAACUGUUAUUGAUGAAGACUACAAAAAACUGGGCCCAAUAAAAUUUGCAGAAGGAUCUAUUGCUUUCUUCUUCAUUCUUUUUGCUGUCCUUCUGUUCACCCGAGAUCCAAAGUUUGUGACAGGAUGGUCCAUUUUCUUCACCAAAGGUUAUGUAUCUGAUGCUGUUACUGGAGUCAUUAUCAUCUCCAUACUCUUUUUCUUUCCAUCCCAGCGUCCAUCUAUAUGCUGGUGGUUUGAUCCGAGAGCUUCAAAUACUCCAUAUGUACCCCUGUUGUCAUGGAGAAAGGCUCAGGAGUGUGUGCCAUGGAAUAUCAUUUUGCUGCUAGGUGGUGGAUUUGCAAUGGCUAAAGGCUGCGAGGAGUCAGGGUUAGCAGUAUGGAUAGGAAGCCACUUGGAGCCUCUUGCCCAGGUUCCUCCUGCUGUCGCGGUCAUCCUCAUCACAGCCUUCAUUGCCUGCUUCACUGAGUUUGCCAGUAACACUGCCACCAUUAUCAUCUUUCUCCCUGUCAUCGCUGAACUGGCCAUCCGUGUGAAAGUCAAUCCACUGUACUUCAUGAUCCCAGCAACAACAGGUUGCUCUUACGCUUUCAUGCUUCCUGUGUCGACACCUCCCAACUCAAUCGCCUUUGCCUCUGGACACCUGAUGGUCAAAGAUAUGGUGAAGACUGGGUUUGUGAUGAACAUCCUGGGCAUUGUGUGUGUGUCUCUAGCCAUGAACACAUGGGGUCUUCAAAUGUUUAAUCUACACAUGUACCCUGAUUGGGCAAGACCUUUAAACAUUACCUCAGUAACUGUGCCUACACAUACCAUACCAGCUAUGAAUAUGACAGGCUAGAGAACAGACUCGAACUAGGACAUAUGUGUACAUGCACACAACGUAUUCUUAUGAUGUGAUUUAAAUCCAUGUAUAUAAGACCAAGUGAAAGAUUUAACAAUCAAAAUUACACAUUCAGUUUGGAUUCUGUAUAUACUGUAGAUAUAAGACUGAAAAGAAAUGGAAACUGAACUCUUAAUUUGCUGAACUAAGGAAUUUCCCUCAGUGGAUGGAUCAACACAUUACCAUGACCUCACUUCCUGCUCAGCACUGGCCUAUUGUGCCUUGAAGAAAACUUUAACAGUUUGGGAGACUUUGAAGAAGUACACUAAAUGGCCAAAAAUAUGUGGACACCCCCUUCUAAUUAAAGAGUUUGGUUACUCCGUUAAUACCAGUGAAGAUAAAUCAUAAUUCUACUCCAAACAAUGCCAUUCUAGGGCAUUCGGUGCUUCCAACUUUAUGGCAACAGUUUGGGGAGAGCCCUUUUCUAUUCCAGCAUGACAAUGCCCCUGUGCACAAAGCAAAGUCCAUAAGGAAAUGGUUUACUGUGUCUGAUGUUGAAGAAAUUGACUGGCCUGCACAAAGCCCAUACCUGAACCCCACUGAACACCUUUGGGGUGAAUUGGAACACCAACUGAAAGCCAGACCCCAUCGCCCAACAUCAGUGCCGGACCUCAGUGAUGCACUUGUGUCUGAAUGGGAGCAAGUCCCUGCAGCCAUGUCACUACAUACAGUAUAGUGGAAAGCCUUCCCAGAAGAGUGGAAGUUGUUAUUGGUCAACAAAGGGGGAAAUUGAUGCCUGUGGUUUUGAAAUUGAAGGUUCAUCAAGCACAUAUGGUGUCCACAAACUUUUGGCCACAUAGUGUAUAUAAUGUUUAUAAAUGUAGUUUAAAGGUGGACUUUAAAUCUUAAAAGAAUCCUAAGCAUCAUUUUGUAGGUUGUAAAUUUGUUCUAUUAAUGUAAUUUGUAUAAAUAGUUGUUUUCUUCCAGUUGUUAAUAUGCAACAUUUCAAUGUUAAAUUGUUAUCAUCUUGUGUUUAUUAUCCAUGAAACCUAAUUAAAGCUUUGAUCCAACAAAACUAUGUAGCGUUAUUGGCAAAGCCCCUAAUCGGACCAAGUGACAGAUUUAACAGGCAGUUUUAAAGGAGAUAUGAAUGUUGUAGUUCAUUGAACAGAAAAGUAGAAAUGUAUUAGAAAGGACUAUGGGAAAGCGGAAAUGUAAAUGUACAGAGGACCAAAACCAGCCAAAAUUACUUUUUUAGAAAAAGAAGUAUAUGUGU
This is a messenger RNA of Myxocyprinus asiaticus (Chinese sucker), 3227 nucleotides long. It is a transcript of the gene slc13a3, whose product is annotated as solute carrier family 13 member 3. Gene Ontology annotation, cellular component: membrane. The transcript is spliced from 13 exons. Lineage: Eukaryota; Metazoa; Chordata; Actinopteri; Cypriniformes; Catostomidae. The record is from RefSeq and is a predicted model, not a curated record. Gene Ontology annotation, molecular function: succinate transmembrane transporter activity; citrate transmembrane transporter activity; sodium:dicarboxylate symporter activity. The coding region runs from base 176 to 1969 and encodes 597 amino acids. Gene Ontology annotation, biological process: citrate transport; monoatomic anion transmembrane transport.